UUAACUUUAAAUAUAUUAUCAAAUGUGGAUCAACUGGUGACAUAUAAUCCUUUGAUACCUUACGCCUUCCCCUGCCACCCCCGCCAACGCCACGCCACCUCCCCGCGCGGCUUGAUCCGGCGAAUGGCGUCGGCGCGGCACCUCCUGCAGACCAACUCCGGCCAGUACCCCACCAUCCCGGCCGCCGAGCCCCCGAACCCUCUCGUCGUCGACUCCAACGUGGCCGUCAUCCUGGCCGCGCUCCUCUGCGCGCUCAUCUGCGUCGUGGGCCUCGCCGCCGUCGCCCGAUGCGCGCGAGCCCGCGGCGGCGGCGGCGGCGAGGCGUCAGCGAGCAAGGGGCUCGGGAAGAAGGCGCUCCGGGCGCUGCCGAAGCUGGCCUACGGGGACGCCGUGGCGGCUGCUAUCGCGGCGCGCGGGGGCGCGUCAGUGGCCGGGGAGGAGAAGAUCCUGGCGGAGUGCGCCAUCUGCCUGUCAGAGUUCACCGAGAAGGAGGAGAUCCGCGUGCUGCCGCAGUGCGGGCACGGCUUCCACGUCGCGUGCGUCGACACCUGGCUCGGCGCCCACUCCUCCUGCCCAUCCUGCCGCCGCGUCCUCGUCGUCGACGCACCACCCAAGCGGUGCUGCAAGUGCGAAGCCGCCAUGGAGGAGGCCUCCUCCUCCUCGUCGUCGGCGGCGGCGGCGACGGGGCCGCCGGUUCUGCCUUGACUUGAUCAAGCAAUUGGGUCCCGGUUGACAUCGGCAAUCUUUAGCUGCCAGCCUGCCACUUCACCCUCUGUAGCCCACAGCUCAGUGAGGUACUUCGUUCCACUCCACUGGAGAGCACUUGUUCUUUCUCUUUUCUUUCCGAGGAUUUCGAUUCCGGUGGUACUAGAGAGAUGUUGAUAGCUUACCAGAUUAUGUGGUCGAUGAUUUUGAUGCUGUAAAACUUCACUUUGGUCAAUCACGUUGAUGGGGAAGAGAAGGUGGGUUAAACGUGUCUGUAAAUACUUGUUCAGGAACGGGUAAAAACAUCGUAAGGAGAUCCUCUUAAACAUCGUAGGGACUAGGGAGAUGUGAAACUCAAAAGCAACUUCCCAUGUGGAAUUUCAGUAAGCAUUUGUUUAUGUAAGCAUAUGUUCUUGAGAAUCUGUAACAUGAGUCGCAAUUAAGUUCACUUCGUCGCCAGUGAAUCUGGAGUAAUGUA
Messenger RNA from Phragmites australis (common reed), 1183 nucleotides. Its product is annotated as probable E3 ubiquitin-protein ligase ATL44. NCBI's taxonomy places the organism in Eukaryota, Viridiplantae, Streptophyta, Magnoliopsida, Poales, Poaceae. The record is from RefSeq and is a predicted model, not a curated record. The transcript has a single exon. Bases 124 to 705 code for a protein of 193 amino acids.